Messenger RNA from Schistosoma mattheei, 348 nucleotides. NCBI's taxonomy places the organism in Eukaryota, Metazoa, Platyhelminthes, Trematoda, Strigeidida, Schistosomatidae. The record is from the annotation of a GenBank genome assembly.
AUGUUGGAACCAUUCGAAGUUAAAUCAUUUGUCAUAGGAGAAAAGGAUGCUGUGAAUCAAGGCAUUAAAUAUCUCUCUCUACCAGUUCGUGACUUUGUGGGAGUUCCUACAUUUGAGCAGAUUGAUGCUGGAAUUACAUUUAUCAACUCUUGUGUACAAUCAAACGGAUGCGUGUAUAUUCAUUGUAAAGCCGGUCGUACACGUUCAGCAUUCUUAUUAACUUGUUAUUUCAUGUAUACAGAAUCUUUAAGUGUUGAUGAAGCGAUUGGUCGUGUCAAAUCCUUUAGAAAACACAUAGUUUUCAGGUCAAUGCAUAAAAUAGGUUUAGAAAAUUACUUCAAAUUUUAA